UUGUGUACAUGACAGUUCAGUUUCAUUGCCAUGCUGCCUCAUACAGACGUUUCUGGACUAUAGCUAAACAAGUGGGAAGACUGAACUGAACCAUAACAACAAGAACUAGAGUGCAUAAGGUCGCAAGGAAAAGAAUAUGGAGCAAAGUGACAAAGAGUCCAUGGAGGUGACGACGGAGACGGGAGAGCAAAAGACCGUGCCCAGCCAACCCAGUACAGCCCCCAUUGACAGUGCCUCCUCCAACACAAGUCAAUCUCAGGUGUCUCCUGGUGAGGUGUCUGCUACAAAUGAUCGCUUAUUGUCGGCUAGUGAAGCUCCUACCCAAGAUGCAUCCUCCCACGUAGCCUCCAGUUCAGACCAGCAAGCAACGGGUGCCUCUCCAAAGCAACAGGCUGGGGGUAGCAAAGGAAAUGAGCCCGUGUGCCUGCUGAUCCUAGGCAUGGCUGGGUCUGGGAAGACCUCGUUGCUGCGGCGCCUAGAUGCUCACCUCAAUGUGCGGCGUCGUCACUACACCAUCAACCUUGACCCUGCAGUAGACAGUGUCCCUUAUGUUAGUUAUAUUGACAUUCGGGACACUGUUAAUUACAAGGAGGUGAUGAAGCAGUAUGGUUUGGGUCCUAAUGGAGGCAUAGUGACCUCCCUGAAUCUCUUCUCCACCAUGUUUGAUGAGGUGAUGCGGCUACUGGCUGGCAGAGCAGACAAUCUUGACUAUGUGCUCUUUGACACACCAGGUCAGAUUGAAGUCUUUAAUUGGUCUGCAUCAGGACCAAUUAUUGCCGGAGCAUUGGCAGCCACCUAUCCCACUGUCAUCGUGUACGUGCUAGACAUUGUGCGCUCCACCAAACCUCAGACUUUUAUGUCCAACAUGCUUUAUGCCUGUUCCAUCCUUUAUAAGUACAAGUUGCCUUUUAUCAUUGCCAUGAACAAAAUUGAUGUAGUGGAUUGCAAGUAUGCAUUAGAGUGGAUGCAGGACUUUGAAGUGUUUCAGGAAGCACUUGCAGCUGAAUCAUCUUAUGCCUCCAACUUGACACGGUCACUCUCCUUAGCACUAGAGGAGUUCUACAGCUGCAUUAAGGCAUGUGGUGUCUCAGCAUAUACAGGGGAGGGCAUAGACAAUUUCAUGACACUAGUGGAUGAAGCAGCCAAGGAUUAUGAGGAGUACCGGGCUGAAUAUGAAGCUCUACAGGACAAGAAGAAAAAGGAGAAGGAACAGCAACAAAAGGCUAACAUAGGAAAAAUUAAUAAGGACUUGGAGAAGGAGGGCCUGUGCACUAUAAGGAAGGCCAUCAGGGAAGACACAGAAAUCUACUUGCGUCAAGGCUCUGAUAGUGAGGAGGAACAUGAUGAAAUGUUAGAUAAUGAUGAUGCUGAAGAGAAGAAGGAACUGGAGUCUUUUAAAGACUUUUUGACCAACCAGAAGAUUAAGAGAGAACAACAACGACAUGCUACUCACCCAUCUUGAGACAACAUGACGACCACCAUCCAUAUCUAUUUCUCUCUCUCUCUCUCUCUCUCUCUCUCUCUCUCUCUCUCUCUCUCUCUCUCUCUCUCUCUCUCUCUCUCUCUCAAGUGAAGGAGCAAUAGCACUUCAGUGUGUUAUAAUCUUGGUUUUUCCAGUUUAAUGAGCUCCUCUGCAUCCAGGGAAAAUGAACGUUACACUAGUGAUUGCUACUGUUACAUAUACCUGAUAAGUUUUUCCUUGCAAGAUGUACUACAUUCUGUUAUGUGAUAAUUUGAAUAAAAGUAGAAAGUAAA
Portunus trituberculatus (swimming crab) is the source of this 1755-nucleotide messenger RNA. Its product is annotated as GPN-loop GTPase 1-like. Lineage: Eukaryota; Metazoa; Arthropoda; Malacostraca; Decapoda; Portunidae. Gene Ontology annotation, molecular function: GTPase activity. The transcript is spliced from 5 exons. The record is from RefSeq and is a predicted model, not a curated record. Bases 137 to 1462 code for a protein of 441 amino acids.